Xenopus tropicalis (tropical clawed frog) is the source of this 3586-nucleotide messenger RNA. RefSeq names its product TBC1 domain containing kinase (gene tbck). Gene Ontology annotation, molecular function: ATP binding. Gene Ontology annotation, cellular component: early endosome; midbody; spindle. Lineage: Eukaryota; Metazoa; Chordata; Amphibia; Anura; Pipidae. The record is from RefSeq and is marked provisional.
CAGACAAGCACGUUAGGGGAAUUUGGUGGAAGUAGAACUGCAAGGGAUCAUUCAUCUUCCUGAUUAAUCUUUAAAGCACAGAAUGGUAUGGACAAUGCCACCUUUAAAAGAUGCAGAGCUUGGAGCCUUCACAUUCUUUGCAUCUGCUCUCCCACAUGACGUUUGUGGAAGCAAUGGCCUUCCCCUCACACCGAACUCAAUAAAAAUCUUGGGGCGAUUCCAAAUCUUAAAAACCAUUGUGCAUCCCAGACUUUGCCAGUAUGUUGACAUAUCUCGUGGUAAACAUGAAAGGCUGGUGGUGGUAGCAGAACACUAUCCAAAAAGUUUUGAAGACUUGCUACGGGAGGGAACUCCUGUGAGCUCUUCAAAGAUCUUUCGUCUAGCUUAUGAAGUUUUACAAGGCCUGGAGUAUAUGAAUCGCCACCGAAUGGUCCAUAGGGCACUUGCUCCUCACAAUAUUCUUCUAGAUGGAGAGGGACAUGCCAAACUGGCCAAGUUUGGGCUUUAUCAUAUCACAGAUCAUGGGGCUGAUGUUGAUUUCCCAAUAGGAUACCCUUCUUACCUGGCACCAGAAGUGAUUGCUCAGGGGAUUGUAAAGCCGACAGACCCCACACAGUGCGAGAGGCCUCUGCCUUCAGGUCCAAAAUCCGAUGUCUGGUCUCUGGGUCUUAUAUUGUUUGAACUGUGCAUGGGUAGAAAAUUAUUUCAGAGUCUGGAUAUCUCUGAGAAAUUAAAACUAAUACUUACAUUAGGUUGUGUUGACGACAUUAUAACCGUACUUAGUGAAGAACAUGGGUGUGAAGAUAUUUUAAAGAGUGUCCCUGAAAAUACCUUAGCCUUGUUGCGAAAGUGCCUCACGUUUCAUCCUACAAAAAGGCCUACCUCUGCGGAAUUGCUUGCUGACAGCGUGUUCAGUGAAGUGUCCCCUUUGUACCUCCCUUUUCGCAAACCUGUUGGUCUCUUUUCUUCUGCUUUGCGAUGUGCUAAUCUAAUAUUGCCUGAAGAUAUUAGUCUCUUAUGCAAAGAUGAGGACAGUGACUUCCUUGCAGAAAGAUCUAUUGAAGAAGUAUAUCACUUGUGGUGCUUGGCAGGCGGAGACCUAGAGAAAGAGCUUAUAAGCAAGGGCAUAAUUCGAUCAAAGCCACCUAUCUGCACUUUACCCAACCUUCUCCUUGAAGAUGGUGAAAGCUUUGGUCAAGGAAGAGACAGGAGCUCCCUGCUGGAUGACACCACUGUGACUCUAUCCUUGUGCCAACUCAGAAAUAGAUUAAAAGAUGUCCCUGGUGAAGCAUAUUAUCCAUUACUAGGUGAAGACCAAUCCAACAUACCACAUUCUGGCAGCAGUAAUGAGUUGUCCACCUCAGCCACUCUUCCUCUGAUUAUUCGUGAGAGAGACACAGAGUAUCAGCUAAACAGAAUUGUUUUAUUUGACCGGUUGCUAAAUGCAUAUCCAUACAAGAAAAAUAUGAUUUGGAAAGAGGCCAGAGUGGAUAUUCCUCCUCUUCUGAGAGGAUUAACUUGGGCUGCUCUUCUUGGUGUAGAGGGGGCCAUUCAAGAAAAAUAUGAUAUGAUAGAUAAGGACACUCCAAUACCUACAGACCGUCAGAUUGAAGUAGAUAUCCCACGUUGCCAUCAGUAUGAUGAGCUCCUUUCUUCUCCUGAAGGCCAUGCAAAAUUUCGAAGGGUACUGAAAGCUUGGGUGGUUUCACAUCCUAACCUGGUAUAUUGGCAAGGGUUGGAUUCACUGUGUGCACCCUUCCUCUACCUGAAUUUUAACAAUGAAGCGCUGGCAUAUGCCUGUAUGUCUGCCUUCAUACCCAAGUACCUGUAUAAUUUCUUUUUGAAGGACAAUUCCCAUGUAAUACAAGAGUACCUCAAAGUGUUCUCCCAAAUGAUUGCCUUUCAUGACCCGGAACUAAGCAACCAUCUCAAUGAAAUUGGCUUUAUUCCAGAUCUCUACGCAAUUCCUUGGUUUCUUACAAUGUUCACGCAUGUUUUUCCUUUGCACAAGAUAUUCCAUCUCUGGGACACAUUGCUGCUGGGGAAUGCUUCCUUCCCAUUUUGCAUUGGAGUGGCCAUUUUGCAACAGCUACGAGUCAGGCUUCUUGCGAAUGGUUUUAAUGAAUGCAUUCUUCUGUUUUCCGAUUUGCCAGAAAUUGACAUUGAGCGCUGUGUCCGUGAGUCUGUGAAUUUAUUUUGCUGGACACCAAAGAGUGCAACAUACAGACAGCAUGCACAGGUGCCAAAGCAGAUCUCUGAAAGUAAUGGGGUGAGCAGGACAUCAGCCAGCUUCAGUGUGGACUUCCAGGAAUCCCCCAAGACUGACUUGGGCCGAGAACCAAUUAACAUGAAAGAGCUGAAGUUAGAAGUUUCCCCACGAAUCUCAGCAGAAGAUCUGAUUGACCUGUGUGAGCUGACCAUGCCCAGUAUGUCACGGAUACCAUCUAAAAAAACCAGAUCCAUCAAGCCCAAGCUUUUGGUAGUGGAUAUUCGACACAGUGAAGAUUUCAAUCGUGGCCAUAUACCUGGAAGCAUCAACAUGCCGUCUGGCUCUGCAUUCACAACUGAAAGGGAUUUGGCUCCAUGUCCUGCAAGUACCACCCUGCAAAACUUCAAGGGUAAAGUGAUUGUGACUGUGGGGCAUGCAGCACAGGAUGCAUCUGAGGUAUCAGUUUGCAGUUAACUUGGUAAAGCUGGGAUACCCAAGAGUUUGUAUUCUGGAUGGCGGCAUUAACAAGAUGAAGCUUACUGGCUUGCUGACUGUUCCCUCCCCUCAGAUAUAAGUUGACUGCAUCAUCCCAUCUUAUGGUAGAAAACCCAUAAUACUCCUAGACAUUGUUAUCUUAUUCAUGUACAAACAUAUUGUAUAUAUGAGGCAAGCUGUGUUCUGCUUGCCUUUUUCUAACCAUCUCCAACAUAUCCCCUGAACUCUUGAAUCUCCUUGAAAGCAGCUGGAUUACGAGGAUGAACUGAUGAACCGUUCCAGCCAUUGGCUGCUUUUAACCAUUGUUAUUCUAUACAAAAACACAAGUGUUUGCUCUGUGCCAUGUGUGGGCUGCACCAUGAAUGCCCAUGGCUUCCAAACAGAAAUGCUGGGCAAAGACAGACGUGGAAGAGACAACUUUCCCACCUUAUCUUUCUACUUUAAAUCAAACUACUUUUACAUAUUACAUAUAUGAAAUUCUGGCUCUAGCACACAAUCUCACAUAUAAAUGUAUAUGUAAUGAGAUUGUCUGACAGCUAUAAACCAUGCACAUUUUGCUGUUAGAAAGACACGAUGAUAUCAUUAAAGCUGUGACUACUUUUCCGAAUAAUUUUCCAUGGUGUUGUUCAGACAUGCCGCACAUUGUUUCUGUAUGAACACUGCAUUACGGGUAAAACAAGGUAAAAUGCUAAUAAAAAGGUAUCCUACGGAUUUUUUUUUUAAAUGCCUUUAGGGGCAUGUUGUAAUGGAAUUGGUCUAAAUACUGUUGAUGCGAAGUAACCUUCAGGCUCAGUCGUUAUUGUUGUAAGAACAUCUAGAGAUUUGUUAAACUUGUUUCAACAUGUUUUUUUUUAAAAGAUUUGAUGUCAAUGCAUAAACGUG